AUGCAGAUUGCACUAGCCAAGGUCGUUGACGAGGAAAUUAUUGAAGACAUGAAAGCCUCUGCUUACUACUCAGUCAUGCUUGAUGAAUCAACUGACCGUACAACAGAAAAAACUUUAAUGUUAUAUGUACGUUACAUAAAAUCAAAUGUGUCUGUAACAAGAUUUUUAUCUGUUCUUGAACUGUCUGGUGGUACUGCUGAUGUUAUAUUUACUGCUGUAAAAACGCUUUUUGAUAUGUAUGACUUAGAUUUUUCAAAGUGUAUAUCCAUCUCUACAGAUGGUGCUAGUGUAAUGACUGGUAUACGGUCAGGUGUAACUACUAAGUUUUCAGAGCAAAACCCUUUCAUAAUUAAGACACAUUGUAUUGCACACAGGCUAGCCUUAGCAUCAUCACAGGCAGCCAAUUCUAUUAAUUAUUUGAAGAAAUACCAGGGUACUCUUAAUGAGGUAUACACAUAUUAUCAUCAUUCAUGUAAACACAUGUCAGAGUUAAAAGCUAUGGCUACUAUUUUUGACAAGGCAGAGAAAAGGUUUCAGGUGGUGUUCAGUACAAGGUGGUUGUCCUUUGAAGGUUCUGUUUCCUCUCUUUUGCAUAACUUUGAUAUCUUGAUUGGCUGUUUGCUUGUGGAUGAGGAAGGUGGUAACAUUGUUGCUGGUGGCUUGGUUAGGUUUAUUUCUACUUAUGAGUUUUUAGCUGUCUCUCACUUCAUGGGUGAUGUUAUGGGUAUUGUUACUUGUAGAGUGAGUCGUGUAUUUCAGAGAGAGGAUCUGACUUUUUCUGUUAUCAAGGAUGUUAUUGACCCUGCCUGUGCUGCUAUUCUUGGUAUGAAGUCUACUGCUGGGCCUAAGUUGGAAUCCUUUCUGUCUGAAGUCCCCUCUGAGGUUCAGGAGAGUGGUAACUUUCUAUUUGGUGGCAAUCUUAUCAAGGACAGUCCCAGUCAGAGGUCGAAUUUUGAGAGUCUUAGGGUCAAGUUCAUUGAUCAGCUGGUCUUGAAUCUCCAGAGUCGUUUUCCUUCUCAGCAGAUUUUCCAGAGUUUAUCCAUCUUUGACCCCCAGUUUGUUCCCAGUGCUGGUAGUCAGGAGUUGCUUUCCUAUGGUAAGGAGCAGGUAGAUUUUCUGUGCAAGCAUUUUGGUCAGGAUAAGGGUGGUCACAAGGCUCUGAUUAGUGAGGUCCAUUUCAGGGAGGAGUGGUUGAUGUUCAAGCAGGUCUUACCAGGUUACAAAGGUGUUAGGAUGGACAGUGCUUUGUCUUCACUUCUGUGUAAGGAUUCCUUUGCUGUGGACUAUCCUAAUGUAGCCAACUUUCUUUCUAUCUGUCUUGUUUCUGCUUUAUCUUCAGUUGAUUGUGAGAGGGGUUUCAGUAGGUACAAUCUCAUUAAGACAUAUCUCAGGAACAGGUUGAGGGUCUCAUCUGUCAACACUCUUCUCAAGAUCUGUCUCCAUCCUUCUGACUUGAGGUCUUUUAGGUUUAGAAGGGCUUUUGAGUUGUGGUGCAAGGCUAAGGACAGGAGGAUUUUGUUUUACUAGUGGACUCUAGUGUGAAGUUUGAUGUAGUUAGAUCUAGUUGUCAUAGAAUGUUAAGCAACUCUUUUUUAUGCUAAUAGUAGCUUUUAUGUAGGUCAAAUAGUAACUAUUUUUAUGUGAUAGUGUAAUAGUAGCUUUUAUGUAGAUCAAAUAGUAACUAUUUUUAUGUAUUGUGUAAUAUAUAUAUAUGUUAUUUAUGCAUGAAUACUGUUUUAUUUCAGGAUUUAUUGUUAUAUCUGUAUCUGUUUACUCAUGAAAUACUGAAAUAGAAAAUAAAAUACUAAACAUGAAAUAAUGAUGUGGUUUUUAUUUAUUUAUAUGCUUAUGAGGUAAUUUUUUGUCUUCCGCAAAAGUGACUAAAGGUCUCAAAAUCCUAGCUGAAACC
Molecule: messenger RNA, 1909 nt
Organism: Mytilus californianus (California mussel)
Lineage: Eukaryota; Metazoa; Mollusca; Bivalvia; Mytilida; Mytilidae
Product: zinc finger protein 862-like
Exons: 1
Coding region: 1-1527 (508 amino acids)
Source: RefSeq, a predicted model, not a curated record